GGGUUCCCCUCCAAUUUGUCUUCUACCAAAUUCCAUACGGUAUCAGAGUCGGGUUCUCAGAACUAGGGUUUCUGCUUUUUCACCCGCAUUCUUUCUCUUCUCUGAACUCCAGCCGUCAUGGCAGAAAAUGCAUCCACAGAUGCAAGCACAAGCUCUGGAGGUAACAACAACAACAACAACAACACCACACUCACUGCUCAGGCACAACUACCAACUAUGACAAAUCCAUUUUAUGUAAACCCUAAUGAGGCACUGGUCUUCCCCAUCAAACUCACCGGCACCAACAACUACAAUCAGUGGAGCAGGACAGUUCGUGUGGCUCUUAAAAGCAAGAACAAGAUGGGCUUCAUCAAUGGCAUCAUCCCAAUUCCAGAUUCGCUUCAUGCUUCCUACCCAGCUUGGGAACAGAGUAAUACCUCAGUCCUCUUCAUGAUUCUUGGAUCUUUGCAUCCUAGCUUAGUAGAUUCUAUCUCUUCCAUGGAAAAUGCUCGAGUUGUUUGGAAUGACCUCAAACAAAGAUUUGGACAAGCAGAUAAUAUGAGAAUCAGUGAUCUGCAAACUGUUGUUUAUACUUCGAAGCAAGGAAACAAGUCUGUGAAUGAGUUUUAUACUGAACUUAAGAGCUAUUGGGAAGAAUUGAAUCAGUUCCUUCCAAUUCCAGGAUGUUUGUGUGGUGAUAUUCAGGCUAGAACUGUGCCAUGUGUUACUGAGGUUGUAAUUAAAUGGUACAGGGAUAAUGAAUAUGUGAUGAGGUUUCUUAAGGGACUUAAUGACUCAUAUGAAGGGGUGAGAACUAAUCUAUUCAUGAUGAGUCCAUUACCCCCAAUGGAGACUGCUUUCCACUUUGCCAUUCAACAUGAAAGGAAACUUUCAGCUAAGGCAAAUCAGGAAUCUGCAGUAGAGUCAGUGGCUCUUCUUCCCCCAUCAGGAUCUCAAGGAAAAGGAAAAGAGACACCAAAAGGGAAUCUAUUCUGCAGAUAUUGCAAAAGGGACAAUCAUGUGAUUGCAGACUGUUAUAGGCUUAAAAGGAAGAACAAGGAAGCAUGACACUCAUCUGGAGGUUUUGCUGGUUAGUUACAAGGAAUGGACUCACCUUCUAAAAGCAUUCUUGGCAGGCCAGAUUCACCGAAUGCUAAUGAAUCAGGGGGUGGAUU
Molecule: messenger RNA, 1154 nt
Organism: Linum trigynum
Lineage: Eukaryota; Viridiplantae; Streptophyta; Magnoliopsida; Malpighiales; Linaceae
Source: the annotation of a GenBank genome assembly